AAACUCCAGUCUUGCAGUACACCUUGAAGGCCAGUCCAGUAAAGACCAAACAUGUGUGACGACGAUGAGACCACCGCCCUUGUGUGCGACAAUGGCUCUGGCCUGGUCAAGGCUGGGUUCGCCGGUGAUGAUGCUCCCCGUGCCGUCUUCCCAUCCAUUGUUGGACGUCCCCGUCACCAGGGUGUGAUGGUGGGUAUGGGUCAGAAGGACAGCUAUGUGGGAGACGAGGCCCAGAGCAAGAGGGGUAUCCUGACUCUGAAGUACCCCAUUGAGCACGGCAUCAUCACCAACUGGGACGACAUGGAGAAGAUCUGGCACCACACCUUCUACAAUGAGCUGCGUGUGGCCCCAGAGGAGCACCCCACCCUGCUGACUGAGGCUCCCCUCAACCCCAAGGCCAACAGGGAGAAGAUGACCCAGAUCAUGUUUGAGACCUUCAACGUCCCCGCCAUGUAUGUGGCCAUCCAGGCUGUGCUGUCCUUGUAUGCCUCUGGUCGUACCACCGGUAUUGUGCUGGACUCUGGUGAUGGUGUGACCCACAACGUGCCCAUCUAUGAGGGUUAUGCUCUGCCCCACGCCAUCAUGCGUCUGGAUCUGGCCGGUCGCGAUCUGACUGACUACCUCAUGAAGAUCCUGACUGAGCGUGGCUACUCCUUCGUUACCACCGCUGAGCGUGAGAUUGUGCGUGACAUCAAGGAGAAGCUGUGCUAUGUGGCUCUGGACUUUGAGAAUGAGAUGGCCACCGCCGCCUCCUCCUCCUCCCUGGAGAAGAGCUACGAGCUGCCCGACGGCCAGGUCAUCACUAUUGGCAACGAGCGUUUCCGCUGCCCCGAGACCCUGUUCCAGCCUUCCUUCAUUGGUAUGGAGUCUGCUGGCAUCCAUGAGACCGCAUACAACAGCAUCAUGAAGUGCGACAUUGACAUCCGCAAGGACCUGUACGCCAACAAUGUGCUGUCCGGUGGUACCACCAUGUACCCUGGUAUUGCUGACCGUAUGCAGAAGGAGAUCACCGCUCUGGCCCCUAGCACCAUGAAGAUCAAGAUCAUCGCUCCCCCUGAGAGGAAAUACUCUGUCUGGAUCGGAGGUUCCAUCCUGGCCUCUCUGUCCACCUUCCAGCAGAUGUGGAUCAGCAAGCAGGAGUACGACGAGGCUGGCCCCUCCAUCGUCCACAGGAAGUGCUUCUAAAUCUCCAACCAGCACCAAAACACCACUCCAACUGCACCAACUUUCCUCCCAUCCGCGUUUGUACUGUGUCUUUUACUGUAUAUACAUGUACUGUUGUAAUAAAAAUAGUUGCCUGUAACAGU
Myripristis murdjan (pinecone soldierfish) is the source of this 1307-nucleotide messenger RNA. It is a transcript of the gene actc1a, whose product is annotated as actin alpha cardiac muscle 1a. The transcript is spliced from 8 exons. Lineage: Eukaryota; Metazoa; Chordata; Actinopteri; Holocentriformes; Holocentridae. The record is from RefSeq and is a predicted model, not a curated record. The coding region runs from base 52 to 1185 and encodes 377 amino acids.